Messenger RNA from Xenopus laevis (African clawed frog), 1227 nucleotides. It is a transcript of the gene sult1c3.L, whose product is annotated as sulfotransferase family 1C member 3 L homeolog. Gene Ontology annotation, molecular function: sulfotransferase activity. Gene Ontology annotation, cellular component: cytoplasm. The transcript has 7 exons. Bases 24 to 932 code for a protein of 302 amino acids. The record is from RefSeq and is marked provisional. Lineage: Eukaryota; Metazoa; Chordata; Amphibia; Anura; Pipidae.
CAGAACUCUUUUCUGGAAGCCAAAUGUCGGGAAAACUGCAAAGCAUGGAAGGCAUCCGUAUUGCUGGCGUUAUUGCCACAAACUGGCAGCAAAUUCGCACGUUCCAAGCCAGACUUGGGGAUGUGUUGAUUGCCACCUAUCCCAAAUCAGGUACCACCUGGGUUCAAGAGAUAGUGGACCUUAUACUGAAUGAGGGCAACGAAGAGAUCUGUAGGAGAUCUCCUACCCACGAGAGGAUCCCCUUUGUAGAGCUACUGCAUCUGAUGAAACCAGGACCAGAAGAGGUCAACGCGAUGCCAUCACCAAGAGUGCUGAAGACCCAUCUUCCUGUGCAACUUGUACCCCCAUUGUUCUGGAAAUACAAAUGCAAGGUGAUUUACGUAGCCAGGAACCCAAGGGACACCUUGACAUCCUAUUUUCAUUUUGAUCACAUGGUCAAAAUCCACCCAGAUCCAGAAAGUUGGGAGGAGUAUCUCCACAGAUUCAUGAAGGGUGAUGUGGGCUGGGGCUCAUGGUAUGAUCAUGUUAAAGGAUUCUGGGAACAGAAAGAUGAACACAAUAUCUUAUAUCUCUUUUUUGAAGACAUCAAACGGAACUCCAUCAAUGAGAUACGCAAAGUGAUGAGGUUCUUGGAUAAAGACCUCUCUGAAGAGGUUCUGGAGAAGAUAGCACACCUGAGUUCCUUUAACCAGAUGAUGGAGAACCCAAUGGCCAAUUAUUCUGCUUUCCCCUCAGAUGUACUAGACCAGUCUCAGUAUAAGUUCAUGCGGAAAGGUAAGGUAGGGGACUGGAAGAACCACUUUACAGUUCAACAGAAUGAGAUGUUUGAGGCAUAUUACCAACAGCAGAUGCACGGCUGUACUAUGAAGUUUCGUUAUGAGAUAGAAGAUGAGGAGGCCGCACCAAGAACAAAAGCUUUCCAGAAUAUGUAGGGACCAAUUGUAUUCUUGUUUGCAUUUCUGAAUAUGUAUCACAAAAAUGGGGAUUAGUAGUAAGAAUUAUAAAUUAUUAAGAGCUAUGAAUUUGCAGUGAUCUUAUAGAAAUUCUAGAGUAGUUAUUAGAUAUACCUUUUAGAAGCUCUUUUAUUUUUGUAUGUAAUCUGCAUGGAAUGGUUUUAAAGGUAUUACACCACAGGCAAAAAUGCAUGCUGACCUGUGUAUGGUUUUAAAUCAAUGUCUUUGAUAUUUGUAUUUGGAAGAACCAAUAAAACAUGGGUAAUUUUUUACA